This is a messenger RNA of Owenia fusiformis, 3406 nucleotides long. NCBI's taxonomy places the organism in Eukaryota, Metazoa, Annelida, Polychaeta, Sabellida, Oweniidae. The record is from the annotation of a GenBank genome assembly.
UCUUAAUCAACAACGUGAAUGCCGACUAAGUAAACAGAUUAUGUUGCGAGCACAUUCCCGAGCAUUUGUCAAGCCAACAUUACAAUACUCAAGAUGGCAGCUGUCACGUCUUAUAUCCAGCGAACGAAGUUCCAGCGCUGGUGUGCCAGGAGUUAUGGCGAUUCGAAGGGAGGAUAAUUCAGUAUGGGAGAGGCGAGCCCCACUAGCUCCAAAACAUGUCAGAAAGUUAGUCCGUAGUGGAGUAAAAGUUCUAGUCCAGCCCUCUAACAGGAGAGCCUACCCAAUGAAGUCAUAUUCCGACAUUGGGGCAGUCAUCCAGGAAGAUAUAUCUGAAGCCUCCGUGGUAGUGGGUGUGAAACAAGUACCCAUAGACCUCCUGCUACCCGACCGCACGUAUGUCUUCUUCUCACAUACAAUCAAGGCUCAAGAGUCAAAUAUGUCCAUGUUGGAUGCUGUUCUUGAAAAGAAUAUUCGUCUGAUUGACUAUGAAAAAAUGUGCGAUGAAUCUGGUCAGAGAACUGUGGCAUUUGGGAAAUAUGCGGGCGUAGCAGGAAUGAUUAACAUUUUACAUGGCUUAGGUUUGAGACUAUUGGCUCUUGGACAUCACACACCCUUUAUGUUCAUUGGUCCAUCACAUAAUUACCGCAAUAGCAGUAUGGCUAAACAAGCCAUCAGGGACGCAGGUUAUGAAAUCUCCCUUGAUAUGAUGCCUAAGUCCAUUGGACCACUCACUUUUGUCUUCACAGGCUCUGGCAAUGUCUCACAGGGUGCUCAAGAGGUCUUCCAAGAACUUCCACAUGAGUAUGUUGAACCUAAGCAUCUACAUAAAGUAGCCAAACAUGGAUCAACAAACAAGCUGUAUGUGUGUGUAGUACGUAGGGAGGACCAUCUGGUGCAUAAAGAAGGAAAACGUUUCUGUCCUGAUGAAUAUGACUCUCAUCCCGAACGAUAUGUCUCCACAUUUAGUAAUAAGAUUGCUCCACAUGCUUCUGUUAUAAUCAAUGGCAUUUACUGGGCACCUAAUUCUCCAAGAUUAAUCUCAAUUCCUGAUGCCAAGAAUCUCCUUCAACCCCAAAGCUCACCAUGGUUACCACAGAGUGAAGGCUGCCCUCAUCUUCCCCACAAAUUGCUGGCAAUUUGUGAUAUAUCUGCUGACCCAGGAGGCUCAAUGGAGUUUGUGAGAGAAUGCACUAAUAUUGACUCCCCUUUCUGCCUUUAUGAUGCAGAUGAUCACAUGGAAACGGAAAGUUUCAAAGGAAAUGGUGUUUUGGUAUGUUCUAUAGAUAACAUGCCAACGCAGAUCCCAAGGGAAUCUACUGAUUUCUUUGGAGGGCUCCUUCUACCCUAUGUCAGUGACAUGCUUAAAUCUGAUGCCACAUCAUCCUUUGACGAGUUUGAUGUCUCGCCUGUUGUAAAAAAUGCUGUUAUUGCCAGUAAUGGGAAACUGACUCCAAACUUUGAAUAUAUCAAUAAUCUCAGACGUACUAGCAGAUCAAAGCACAAGGCAAUGAAGGCUGUGCAUGAGGCAGAGAAACGUGUCCUGGUUCUUGGAUCCGGGUUUGUUGCUGGACCUGUCAUUGAAUACCUGACCAGAGAUGACAAGUACCAUGUCACGCUUGUGUCCGACUUGAAGGAAUCUGCUGAUGCUCUUGCCAAUAAAUUCCGUAACGUUGAGCCAAUGUUACUGGACACACAGCGAAACAAGGAUGAGGUUGAGGGACUCAUCAAACAGCAUGAUCUUGUCAUAAGCUUGCUGCCGUACAGUUUACAUGCUGAGAUCUGCGCAUUGUGCAUUAAACACACGUGCAAUAUGGUCACGGCCAGUUACUGUACCCCCGAUAUGAUGAGGUUGCACAAACAUGCUAUCGAAGCAGGCAUCACAGUUGUUAAUGAGGUUGGAGUCGACCCAGGAAUUGAUCACAUGUUAGCCAUGGAGUGCUUUGAUAUUGCCAGGGAUGCAGGUGGAAAGGUAAAGUCAUUUGUUUCUUACUGUGGAGGUUUGCCUGCUCCAGAAUUCUCCGACAACCCUCUCAGAUACAAGUUCAAUUGGAGUCCAAGGGGUGUUCUCAUGAACUGUCUGUCUGGAGCAAGAUAUUUGAAGGAUGGAGAGGUAAUUGACGUUCCUGGCGAGGGUCACUUGUUGAACGUGAUUGAGCCAAAGACAUUCCUACCAGGGUUUCACCUAGAGGGCUACCCCAACAGAGACUCCACAAUCUACGGCAAGCUAUAUGAUAUAGAAUCAGCACAUACUAUCAUUAGAGGCACACUCAGAUAUAGGGGCUUUGCAGAGGCAGCUCAAGCCCUGUUGGAUAUUGGGCUGUUGAGUUUAAAGGCACACCCCCUCCUCCAUCCAGCUGGACCUGACAUUACAUGGAAAGACUAUCUCUGCAAUACAUUUGGCACAUCAAUGGACAUUCUUCCAGACUCCCUGAGAGAACUUGUUUUUGACAGAGUUGACCAGGAAGAUAUCAGGAUGAACUGCAUUGAAAAACUGGGAUUAUUUGAAGAUACAUUAAUAGACAAGAGACAUACUCCCCUGGAUACACUUUCCAACUAUUUAACAAAGAGACUCAGUUAUAAUGCUGGUGAAAGAGAUCUGCUAAUAAUGCGUCAUGAAAUAGACGUUGAAUACCCCGAUGGUUCCCUAGACCGGGAAGACAUCAAUUUUGUUGUGUAUGGUGACCCUAAUAGUUACUCUGCCAUGGCCAAAACUGUGGGUUUCCCAACUGGCAUUGCAGCAAAGAUGGUUCUAGAAGGUGAGAUCCAACAAAAGGGCAUGGUUCUUCCACUGACCAGAGACAUCUAUAGGCCAAUUCUAAAGCGACUUAAACAAGAAGGCAUCGUGGCAAAUGAGAGUAAAGUAAUGAGUAAUGAAGCCGUCCCAAGAGUGCAGGCUAUUGUGUAGAUGUUGGAUUAUGGGAUAGCGAACAUUGUACAAUUGUAAAUAUUUGCAUGGGAUUGCUAUACCCAUAUUUGCCAUUUUUCAUAUGAUAUUUGUUUUAUUUGAUCCACCUUAUGUGCACCUUAUAUUGUAGACCAGUGCAUUUAAUUCUAUGAAUUCAUAUGAACAUUUUGAUUGAAAUUUGAUAACGUUUAUUGAAAGUUGUGUGUGAAAUAUGGAAUUUUUUCUUUUUGAACAAAUUAUCUUUUUAUCAGAAUUAUAAAUAUGUUUUGUCAGGCAGCCAUAAUCUUACCUCUGAUAUCUUUUGUUAGGGUGCCAUUUAAAAUUGUCUCAAAUUGUAGACAAAUGUACUUAUACUGUACAGUGCAUAAUGUAUAUAAACAUGCUUUUACUUCAAUUAGACAGUAAAGGCAUUAUGGAUGGUCAUUGAAAAAUUAAAGGCCCUGUGCAAAGUUUGACAGUAUUGUUCAAUCAUUAACUUUCAUGGUUAGAAUUGAUUGACAU